UCUUCGUUCUGCCUAUGAAACAAAGGCAGAACGCAGUGUCAUGAUCCAGGAUACAAAUCCAGCGGCAUGUUUCGACUCAACCACAGCAAAAGUGGAGAUGGAGGUGUCAAAACAGUCCCUCCUACUUUCGAACUGUUUACCCUUUUACCACGCCGUAUUUGUUAAUCCGAUAAAUAGACUCUGGGGAUCCGGAGAGUCUCGAUGGGAUUUGCGUAUACACACCGUCGGAUUUUCCGGAGGCAUGGAGUGUACGCUUUGGCAUUACCACCACGUGGGAGUUGAGCGGCUACCUGAAGAGUCGAGUGGAGAGCGAUGGAUAAUCCUUUAUUUGGAUUCGACUGGUCGAAGCAAAUGAUUCCCAAGGCUCGGCUGUCACUAAGACGGGACCCCCGUGGCGCCGUCGUCUUCGUCUCCCUCUGUACGUAUCUUAUACCCGCUCGUCGACGAUCCGACCAAGAGAAUCCGAUGGUAUUUUCCAGCUUUGUGAGCGACACGAGAAUCUCCGACGAUGCGGAUUACAAGUGUGGUGUGUUUUGUGUGGAAUCGAUUAGGCCAGUUUCCACGCGUCUUUGGCGAGAGUGGAUCAUGAGAGACGGCGAUUAAGAAUCCUUUGAUGAGUCUGAU
Messenger RNA from Diprion similis, 624 nucleotides. RefSeq lists its product as uncharacterized. The transcript has 2 exons. NCBI's taxonomy places the organism in Eukaryota, Metazoa, Arthropoda, Insecta, Hymenoptera, Diprionidae. The record is from RefSeq and is a predicted model, not a curated record. Bases 41 to 355 code for a protein of 104 amino acids.